Messenger RNA from Gavialis gangeticus (Gharial), 1886 nucleotides. It is a transcript of the gene HPRT1, whose product is annotated as hypoxanthine phosphoribosyltransferase 1. Bases 63 to 719 code for a protein of 218 amino acids. NCBI's taxonomy places the organism in Eukaryota, Metazoa, Chordata, Crocodylia, Gavialidae. Gene Ontology annotation, biological process: IMP salvage; GMP salvage; hypoxanthine metabolic process. Gene Ontology annotation, molecular function: magnesium ion binding; hypoxanthine phosphoribosyltransferase activity. The transcript is spliced from 9 exons. The record is from RefSeq and is a predicted model, not a curated record.
CCGAGUCGAGCCGAGCCGAGCCGAUCCGAUCCGAUCCGAUCCGGUGGCCGCGCACCAGCUCCAUGGCGACCCCCAGCCCCUGCAUCGUGAUUGGCGACGAUGAACAAGGUUAUGACUUGGACUUGUUCUGCAUACCUAAACAUUAUGCAGAUGACUUGGAAAAAGUCUAUAUUCCUCAUGGGCUUAUUAUGGACAGGACAGAAAGAUUGGCACGAGAAAUCAUGAAGGGCAUGGGAGGACAUCAUAUUGUAGCUCUUUGUGUACUCAAGGGUGGCUACAAGUUUUUUGCUGACUUACUAGACUAUAUCAAAGCACUGAACAGAAAUAGUGAUAAAUCUAUACCCAUGACGGUAGACUUCAUCAGGUUGAAGAGUUAUUGUAAUGAUCAGUCAACUGGAGAUAUAAAAGUAAUUGGUGGGGAUGAUCUCUCAACCUUGACUGGAAAGAAUGUCUUGAUUGUAGAAGAUAUAAUUGAUACUGGUAAAACAAUGAAAACGCUGCUGUCUUUGCUUAAGCAGUAUAACCCAAAGAUGGUGAAAGUAGCCAGCUUGUUGGUGAAAAGAACUCCUCGAAGUGUGGGGUAUCGGCCUGACUUUGUUGGAUUUGAAGUGCCAGACAAGUUUGUUGUGGGAUAUGCCCUAGAUUACAAUGAAUACUUUCGCGAUUUGAAUCAUAUUUGUGUGAUUAGUGAGACGGGCAAACAGAAAUACAAAGCAUGAGACGCUGUUCAAGUGCUAUGACAACAGAGCUUUGAGACAUUUUGUUUACCGAGUCCUAUCUUUCACAGGCUUCAACUCCAGUACACCAGCUAAAGCUAUAGAACGAAUGUUCCAGCCUCAGUGUCAUAUGCUUACUCUAACUUAUUGCAUGUACAAUAUAAGAAUCUUGUCCUGUUCGUUUUUAUUUUAGAAAUGUCAACCAGUCAGUGCAGUUCUGCACUCCUUAUUUUGAUUUGCACUAUCUACCGACUAUCGCUGCCCCUGGAUGGGUUGUGCUGUUUGUGAGCUCCAGAGUUUAACUCUUGACGUGGCAAAUCGCUUAAACCUCAUCAACCCAGAACUGAACUAGUUCUUGUACUGUAAAUGUAAGACAUUUUAUGAUAGGGAAGUCUAUUAUAAAUAUUUUUUAAAAAAAAUCUGUAAUUUAAGUUUUAUAUUUUAAUUACUGCACAGAAGUGAUUGUGAUUAUUGGGUAGUUGCACCCUGGGGUGUUAGAAAAUAUGAGGAGCAGCCAAUUACAGUAUCUGUAAUCUCCAAGGAGUUGACCACAUCUCCUGGAGUUGCCUUAUUGCUGGUAGAGGAAGGCUGAGUGAAAAAUGUCAUUUUUGGGCUGAAAGGAAGUGGAAUAACAAAACAGAGUGUUUAAACAUUAGUUUUAAUUAGACUGCCCAUUUCUUAUAGAUCAGUUGUUCUUUCUAAUAUUCAUCAGGCAAUGGAAUUGCCUUCUAAAGAUAAGCAAUUGUAAUAUUUUACAGUUGUGAAAAAAUAUUGUAAUGUUUGCUCUAUGUGAUCCACAAAACAAAGUAUUUUAAAUAAAGGCUGUCUCUUUAAAAAAAAUGGUAUACACCUACAGCACUCAUUCUAUGUAUUAAAGUGCUUUUGAAACAUGCUUCUCACUAAUGAUAUUUUAUCAUAACAGUCUUUCUAACAGUGAAGGCAGACUGUACAUUUGGUGGCUUUACAGAGUUUUCAAUUAUAUGCUAUAUAUAUCUAUAUAUAAAAUACUGGGUGAAAAAUAUGGAAACGCUUCUAUGUUCUAUACCAAACUAGAUUUCAGAAAAAAUGGUGUUUCAACACAGUGUUUCCUUGUUCUGCUUUAGCAAAGUAAAGAGUGAAAAUAAAUGUUCAUUAAAAACACCAACUGAAAAUAAAACAUUUUGUGAGUGA